Meloidogyne enterolobii is the source of this 329-nucleotide messenger RNA. The record is from the annotation of a GenBank genome assembly. NCBI's taxonomy places the organism in Eukaryota, Metazoa, Nematoda, Chromadorea, Rhabditida, Meloidogynidae.
CUCACAUAGCGACCCUAGUCUAAAUUCCCAAUUGUGGUAAAAGUCGUGUUUAAUUAAGCUCAAACAAAAGCGCAAAAGACGAUUGAACGAGUGACACUGUGGUGGAACACUAACAACCUUUUAUAUAUAUGCGCGAAGAGCAACUGACUACUAAACUAAAGCAUUUUUGUGUUGUGUUUGGGCGUGUGCAAAAGGAAUGCCUUUGUGGUGAAAAUAAGUUAAGGUUGGUCGUUGGUUGUUUUGUUGUGAUGAUGCAGUUUGUUUCUUAUUUUUUUACUUUCUUAUACAUGCAGAAAUUCUCUUUUCUUAUUUCCAACUUUUUUUUAUAA